UCUUUCAUCAAAUUCUGAUAUUUAUUAUGAUUUUGUUUUCAUUUUCACAAUUUAAUUAAAUUGUUCUUCUAAUUGUUAUGUUUAAAUUGAAUAUUGAUCAGUUUGGAUUAACAACAAAUUAAUUUCUAUGAUUAAUUAGAAUCAAUGGAUAAAUACUCGAAAAGUUAUGUUCCAUCCAUUGGAAGAACGUCGCUUUUCGAGGUUGGAUCAACCCCACCACCAGUCGCUCAUUCAGGUGCUUCUAUUUUGAAACGACCACUCAACUCAAGUUUACCUAAUGAUCAACCAUCGCUCCAACAGCAACAACAACAUGAAUCUAAAUCAUCUAAUAAGAGAAAUAAAUCUAACCAUUCAUCUAAACAAUCAUCAUCUUCAUCUUCAUCAUCCUCAUCAUUAACUCCUUCAUCUUUAAUCGCGGCUUCUGCUUCUACCAUGGGACUAGACUCUAUUCAUCAAGCUAAUCUCCUUCGCCAUCAUCGUUCUAAUCCUUACAAUCCCUCUUCUCAUCAACAACAAACAUUUGAUGCUUCAAGAUUUUCCCAAACUCAUUUGGCCUCAUCAUCGUCUGAGUUACCAAUUAAAUUGACCAAAUAUGAUGAUCAAAGUGUCAAAGGAAAAUCUAAACUUGUUAACCUUUCUUCAAAAAGCCAAAUUGAAUCUCCAAAACCUCAACAAUUGGAUGAGUGUGAGAAAGAUGUUCCCUUAAAUUUAUCUGUAAAAAGACCAAUGGAUAACGAUUCUCCCGCUGGAACUAGUGAAAACCAUAGAAUGGGAAAAUCAGCAUCUACAUCAGCAAAUUGUGAUGGAAAUCGAGACAAUUCAAGUAAUCAUCAGAGAAAGAAGGCAAAACGUCAACAACAAAUUUCUCUGCAACAACAACAACAACAUCAUCAACAACAGCAGCAGCAAUUAAUUCAACUACAACAGCAACAGCAAAAACAAUUACAACAACACCAUCAACAAUUACAAAUUCAACAUCUUCAACAACAAUCAAAAUCUUUAUUGUCAAAUCCGACAGAGAUAAUUACAAUUCCAAGUAUUCCUCAUGAUGGUAAACCUCGUAAACGAGGUCGACCUCCAAUUUUGUCUCCACCACCUGAACCAUCACGAUCUGAUGGAUCAUCAAUAACCGCAUCUUUGGCCGCUUCUCUUGCAAAUAGUUCUGGUCUUCAUCCCGCCGCGGCAGCUUCCCUUUUAGCAUCAGCUCAGGGUGCCUUAAGUCCUUUGGAAAUUUACAAAACCAUUUUAGCUCAGAAUUGUUUUCAAUCAAUGUUUUCGCCAGGAUCAUUGUUCCCCGGCCACCUUAACGGUGAUCCAUUAGGAGCACUCAAUCGUGCCAAUAGUUUAAACCUUAACAAUCAACUAACAAAAUCUCAUCAACAAAACAACAACACCAGUAACAAUAAUGGUAACGCCAGUAAUUCAAAAGUUAUCGUCUGUGAACCUGUUGAUGAUAAACGAAAGCGAGACUCUCUCAAAGGAGAUGGUUAUGAGGGAGAUUCUGAUUUAGCGGAUAAUGAAGACAUUGACUACGAAAUCCCAAAGGUGUUCAAUGAGGAAGAGCUUCGUAAACCAAUGAAGUUUGGGUGGCGAAGACAAACUCUUAUCCAGUGUAUCACAAAAUCUGGAAUCAGGGGAGAGGUUAUUUACUAUUCGCCGAGUGGAAAAAAGAUGAGAAAUAUUACUGAAAUUUGCCGGUAUUUGGUCAAAAAGAAUAUAACCACUGUGCAUAAAGAAGAUUUUAGCUUUGAUUCUCGUCCGAUCAUCGGAGAAUUCAUUGAGCAUUCAAAGGAAAAAGGAACUAGUUUCAAUCUUCUUUCGGAAAAUGAAGUCCGAGUUCGUUUGGAGGACAACAAAAGACGUCAAGGUCAAGAAGGUGGACGAAGUGAUGUAGACGACGCUAUUUCUGAUAUUGAAGCAAGUGCUGUUUCUAAACCAACAAGAACUGCAAGUCCCAGGCCAUUUAAACGAGAUACUCCUUUUUACAAUGAUCAAAAGCCGAAAGAGCAACAAACACGAGUUACAAUCGAAGAGAUUGAAACUCUUCGAGAUGAUAUGUUCAAAAGAUAUCAGGAAUCAAAGGAAAGCAGUGAAAGGCGAUAUCAAGCUCCGAUGUUUCCUGAAUCUGAUUUUUAUAAGAAAAAAGAUCUUGAAAUGGUCGCCGAAAUUGAAAGAGAACGUCGCAAGCAACACAUGAUGCUAGUCCGUGCUCUUGACAAUCAUAAAAAGUUUGAAGAGAGGGAAAGACGAAGUCGACAAGAAAUUGCCGAGAAAAGAGCUAUCAUGGAAAAGAAAUUUCAAAAAAGAAAAGCUGAAAUCGAAAUUCAAAAGGAAUUGAAACGUUCAGUCGAAGACAUGGUGCUCAAAAAUUCUAAGGCUCUUCCAACAUUGAAUCGAAUCCCUGGACUCAAAUUACCUUCACGAGUUUUCGCUGAUUGUUUAAUGUUUUAUGAAUUUUUACAUAAUUUCGGUGAAACCCUCGGGUUCGACAUGGAAAGUUUACCCUCAAUCAACAAUCUACAAAAAGCUCUUUUGAAUUUAGAUGAUUCAGCUGAAAAAGAAAUUGUUUCAACUCUUCAUCAACUUCUAGUUUGUGCCAUUGAUGACCCUGGAAUCCCGUGUAAUAUCAGCACCGUUAUGGGUCAAAAACUUAAAGACGCGCCCAUAACCGAUUUCAACCUUUCUGAAAUAUUGAAACUUUAUUUCCAAUCAUUUUCAAACGUGCAUUCAGAUUCAUCUGAUGAAGAAUACUUACCCACCACUUUAUACGAAGUUCUCAAAUCUGGAAAGCCAUUUUUAUCUCUCAAUGCCGCCCAAAAGAUGGAUAUUUUAAGUUUCAUUUGUAAUGAACUUGUCAACAAUCAAGCUAUUGUUCGACAAAUUGAACAAACUGUCGAGAAUCUUAUUAUUCUCCGCCGUGAAAAGUGGGUUCUUGGUUGUGAACUUAGAAAGUACAAAGCAAUCAAACUGAGGAGAGAAAAGGCCACAAGUGAAGAAGCUGGAGAAGCAUUGAAAAAAUUUGAUAAGACUGAAAUUGAUGCUGGUCUUUUGGAUGACAGUGGUGAUAGUGAUGCAGAUGAUAAUAUAAUCAUCACUGUACAUGAAACUGAUGAAGAAGCGACUAUCACCAACGAGGAAUUGGACAAAAAGCUAGAUAAAUUAGCAAAACAAUGUGCACAAAUGAAUAUUAAACUGACAAAUGCCAUGCAAUGUAUGAGAGUAGUGCCACUUGGUCAAGAUCGAUAUCGUCGCAGAUUUUGGGUGUUACCAGCCUCUGGUGGAAUAUUUAUCGAAGGUUUAGAGUCUGGCCAUAGAGAUAAUCUUUAUAUGGAAGAUAGUGAUGAGGAAGAGGAAGAAUCAUCCGAAACGGAGGAAGAAAGUGAAGACAUUGAAUCUGAAAAGAAGAACAAAAGUGAGGAAGAUAUCGACAUGGAAAAAGAUCAGGAGAAAGCUGAUGAAUCCAUGGAUGAUGAACAAUCAAAAAACGAAGUGAGAGGUGGAGUUAAACCCGAAAUUAAGGAUGAAAUUAAAGAAAAACCAGAAGAGAAAAGGGGAAAGAAAAAGACUAGACGAAUUCAAGAAAAUGGUGAAAAAGAUCUUAAAGAAAAGCCCACGCCAGAAGAUUCUACCGUCAAGGGGGAGAAUGUUUCUGAUGUGGAGAUGAAAGAAGAAUCGGAUGAAACCGAUGAGAACAAAACCAAGGAAGAAAAUGAAGAUGAUACAGAGAUGAUGGAAAACAAAGAUAAUAUCGAAGUGGUCGAUCUAAAAGAGCUGAAAAAGGAAAAGUCUGGACGAGUUAAACUAGAAAAUCUCGGUAAACAUUCACUUUCCCCUGAGGUAACGAUUGAAUUGAAAGGGAUGGUUCCUGACGAGAAACCAAGUAAUCGCGAGACAACGGUUACUAUUCAGCCCGUUUCCGCUCCUUUGAAAUCUUUGCCUAAAGAAGAAAUUAAAUGUGAUAUGGAAAUUGCUGGUAUUAAUACAAUUCGACAACCUUUGGGUAACAACAGUGAUGGAACAUGGAUCUCACCAGUAACCGAUGGUUUUCCAAGAUCAUCAUUAUUUGAUUCUAAAAUGGGCCCUUCCAAUUCAAGUGACUUUAAUUCUCGAAACAGUUUCCUGGAUGCUUCAGGUUUCCCUUUUGAAAGUGUUAGUCCUGAACGAUCUUGGUUCAAUGUUGUCCCUCGAAUCCCUUGUAAUGAUACAACUAUAACUAUCUGUCCAGUUCCAAGUGUAACAGGUACUUCAUCCUCCUCACCUUCAGCUCUCGAUAACCAGUCAACCUCUAAAGUAAAUGAAUCUGGGGAAGAGUCUGAUAAAUCUCUCAUUUCACCUGAAAAUUCAUCAUCACCAACAAAACCUUCUCAAAAUGUAUUCAUGGAAACUUUUGUAUAUCCUCAUUUAUCUGGAUCUCUAUUUUCUCAAAACUCCACCAAUGCCACGAAUGGUGCUAAAUCCGAGGCUAACUCAUCAAUUAAUGAUCUUCAAUCUUCAUCUCAACAUCAAACUUCCUCAUUGACCAAUGGUGACAUCGAUAUGUCCGUUGUUAAUCCUUCCCUCCUCACAGGACCCGAAUUUGAAAUUGAUCCAGAAUUAUUAAAGAAAUUGGAACAACAUAAAAAACAACAACAUCGUAAACCUAAAAGAAUCCCUGAAGAGUUUCAACGAGGCUGGUGGAUCAUAACGGACAUUGGUCAGAUCAGAUCAAUAAUUGAAACUCUUAAUGAAAGAGGAUUCAGGGAAAAACAUUUAAAGAAACAAUUGACCAAAUAUUUAACUUAUGUUUCUACAAACUAUAAAGCUGCAAUAACGGAAUUCGAUAUCUGUGAUCUUGAUCGUAAAGUAUCUCAAGAAUCUCCCUUCGGUGUUCCUGAACCAAUCGAAGAUGAUAUUUGGUGCAAAGAAGUUGCCCUGCGUUUGGAUAUUGCCGUUUUAGAGCAAAUCGAAGCCUUAGAGGAAAAGAUUGCGAGCUCUAGCAUGCAAAUUCGUGGCUGGAGACCAACGUCAAAAUUGUCAACAGAUUCUAAUGUUAAAUUUGAAUUAUCACCAUUAUAUGAAAUGGUCGAUGAAGAAGAUGAAGAUGGUGAUGAGAAACAAAAACCAAGUACAAAAAGUGAUGACCAACCAGCACCAAAAGAGACGAAAAAUAAAAAGAAAGUAUUUGAUCCCGUUGUCUCAGGACGCUCACGAUUAUUGGCCACCGAAGCUGGUAUUGAAAGGAGAUACCUCAAACCUCCUUUGGGUUUCAAAGCAAACACAAUACUUGUUGCCUCAGCGAACAGUAAUGGCGAUGAAUAUGCUGAUAAUGCCGCUGACGAAAAUGCUCCCACUGGUCUAGUUCGUUGGCGUGAAGCUGUUCGAGAAUGUAGAAGUGGUUCUCAAAUAGCUUUGUUACUUCAUUUUCUAGAGUCAUGUAUCGCUUGGGAUAAAUCAAUCAUGAGAGCGAGCUGCCAAUUCUGUAGUGGCGGAGAAAAUGAAGCUCAGCUACUUCUCUGUGAUGGUUGUGACAAAGGUUAUCAUAUGUAUUGUUUUAAACCUAAAAUGGAAAAUGUUCCGGAUGGAGAUUGGUUCUGUUAUGAAUGUCAAAAUAAAAAUACAAUUGACAAAGUUUGCAUAAUUUGUGGUAAGAAAGGAAAACUAAUUAACUGUGAUACUUGUCCAAAAGUUUUUCAUCCCAAUUGUUUGGAUCCUCCUGUUACUAAACCGCCUAAAGGAAGAUGGUGCUGUAAUAUGUGUAAUCGUAAACCAAAGAAGAUCAUCAAAGGUCGUAAAACGAUGACAUCUCUCAACGCUGCGGCAACUUCAGCGAUUGACGAGGCUCCCAAGAAAGAUUCAUCAUCUAAUAAUAAGUCAACGUCAUCAACUUCAACACCUAAAGAAGAAACAACAACAAAAAAGUCUAAACCAACGAAACGAUCAAAAAAGGAGGUAAAAUCAUCUCAACAAUCAUCAUCAUCAUCAACGGGAAACACAACAGCAGCAAAUGAUUCAACCACGAGCGCAACAACAACAACGCCAAAGGAAACUAAGAAAGAGAAAAAAGCUAAACAAAAAAGUGAGGAAAGCAAAGAGAUGGUAAUAUGUGAAAAUUUAUUAAAAGACUUGACAGCUCAUGAAGAUUGCUGGCCUUUCUUAUUUCCGGUCAAUACGAAACAAUUUCCGACUUACAAAAAGAUUAUUAAAAAACCUAUGGACUUUGAGACAAUCAAGAGCAAUUUGAAGGCAGGAGGGUACAAAAACAAAAGCGAGUUCAUAAUUGAUUGUCGCCUAGUUUUCGAUAAUUGUGAAACUUUCAACGAAGAUGAAUCACCUGUUGGGAUCGCAGGUCACAAUAUGAAACGAUUUAUGGAUAAAAGAUGGAGAGAACUGGGAGGAGAAAAUUAAUUACCAUUUAAUCAAGAGCAAUUUAAAUUUUUGGUGUGUGCGUGUGUUAUUUUUCACGGGAAAAUCUACAAAGACAACUUAUUCGCAUUAAUCAACACACAACAUCAUUUACUAAAUCAUUUCAAACAAAUUUAAAGCAACAAAAAACUAAUCUAUUUCUAGAUCAUGUAAAGGUUCAAAUGAUUCAGGGAAAUUGUAUCUCGUCAUCUUGUAUUUUGUUUUUGUUUUUUUUUGUAAAAUUCUCAUUAUUAUUUCGGAAGCUCAUGUAUACUUACUGAAUAUUUACUUUCCUUUUCCUCUUAUCCAUCUUGCAAUUUCUUGAUUAAUGUUGUUAUCCUUUCGUUUUCUCUAUAUCUUGGUCCUCUUUCUCCUUGCAAAUUUCCCACCUUCCAAAUCUCAUGGAAUUGACCUCAUUUUUGCUCCUCUUACCGAAAAAACACCGAGAAAAACUCCGUUUAAUAUUCAUCUACGAUCACCUGUAAAAAAAACUCAUUUUAUCUAUUCUAUGUAUAUAAUAGUUUACAUUCCUUUCCUAAAUUCAAUUAAAAACAAUGAUCUGUUCAAAGAA
Panonychus citri (citrus red mite) is the source of this 6952-nucleotide messenger RNA. Its product is annotated as bromodomain adjacent to zinc finger domain protein 2B-like. Lineage: Eukaryota; Metazoa; Arthropoda; Arachnida; Trombidiformes; Tetranychidae. The record is from RefSeq and is a predicted model, not a curated record. Gene Ontology annotation, molecular function: protein binding; DNA binding.